Messenger RNA from Penicillium mononematosum, 852 nucleotides. Its product is annotated as type 1 glutamine amidotransferase. Bases 1 to 852 code for a protein of 283 amino acids. The transcript has a single exon. NCBI's taxonomy places the organism in Eukaryota, Fungi, Ascomycota, Eurotiomycetes, Eurotiales, Aspergillaceae. Gene Ontology annotation, cellular component: cytosol; nucleus. The record is from RefSeq and is a predicted model, not a curated record.
AUGGAUCGGACCUAUAAGCCCGCGCAAUCAGCACCUAUCGUACGCCUUAUGGUCCUCGAGACCGACAAGCCUCACCCAGACACGUACUCGGAGCGCGGCUCCUUUGGCCAGAUUGUACACAAUCACUUUGCCAAGGCUGGAGCCGCCCAUCACCCGCCUCUGGGUGUAGAGACAGAUCAAGUCUUUGUCGUCUCCGAACAAGGUGGACGGAUCCCGACCGUGCAAGAUUUCGAUCGCUUUGACGGGUUGCUCAUUACGGGGAGCGUGUACGAUGCCCACGCGAACAAUGAAUGGAUCCUGAAGCUGCUGGAGCUCCUUAAGACACUCUGGAUCAAGCGCCCCGACUUCCGCUUCCUGGGCGUCUGCUUCGGCCACCAGCUCCUCGCCCGUCUCCUCGGCGGGUCUGUCGGGCCCGCGCCCUCACAAGACUGGGAACUCGGUCACUGCCGCAUCACGCUCACACCCGUCGGCCAGCGCCUCUUCCGUACGCGCGAGGACCACGUCCAUCUGCACCAGAUGCACCAGGACCAUGUCGUCUUGCCGCCCACGGCCGCGUUGGCGGGACCCGACAUGCUCUCCCCGGAUACCGAGAUCGCGUGCUGGGGCCGUAGUGAGCAUACACCGGUUCAGGGCCUGUACAUCCCGAACCGGCUAUUCACUACGCAGGCGCAUCUGGCGUUUGACGAGGACAUGGUGAAACGACAGAUCCAGAUUAGGGUGGAUGGCGGCGGGAUCAAGGACCUCGAGCACGCGGAUCGGGCGGCCGAGACGGCGCAUCUGGAGCACGAUGGCGUCGAGGUUGCCAAGGCUAUACUGCGGAUUUUUGUGUAUGACGACGAUGGAAUGGACUAG